Molecule: messenger RNA, 1470 nt
Organism: Salvia splendens (bonfire salvia)
Lineage: Eukaryota; Viridiplantae; Streptophyta; Magnoliopsida; Lamiales; Lamiaceae
Product: NAC domain-containing protein 92
Exons: 3
Coding region: 300-1307 (335 amino acids)
Biological process (GO): regulation of DNA-templated transcription
Molecular function (GO): DNA binding
Source: RefSeq, a predicted model, not a curated record
AUAUCAGAAAAGAGAGAGGAAAAAAAAUGCAAAAAGAUCAAGCUUAAAACUUCCUUACAUCCCACGUUUUAUAUCUCCUCUCAUAACAAAUAUUCAUGGAUUUCUGUUCCUCGGAGCACUUUUCCCUUAACUAACUCUCUCUCUCUCUCUGACACAUGCACAACAACAGUCCACAACUAGUGAGAUUUAUGUAUAAAUGGAGGCUGUGUUUUCAUCUCUAACAAAACAGAGCUAAAACAGAGUAUCACACCUCAAUAAAACCUUCGACAAACGGAGCAAAAACAGAGUAUCAAGCAAGAAUGGAAGAGCUGCGAGCUGCUAUGAUGGUCGAUGAGGCGAUCGAUCUGCCACCCGGGUUCCGAUUUCACCCGAGCGACGAGGAGCUGAUAACCCACUACCUGUCGCAUAAAGUAAUGGACACAAGCUUCUGCCCCAUAGCCAUAGGAGAGGUGGACCUCAAUAAGGUUGAGCCAUGGGAUUUGCCUUGGAAGGCGAAAUUGGGGGAGAAAGAGUGGUACUUUUUCUGUGUGAGGGAUAGGAAGUAUCCGACCGGUCUAAGGACUAAUAGAGCUACGGAGGCCGGAUACUGGAAGGCCACUGGAAAGGAUAAGGAUAUCUUUCGGGCGAAAUCUUUAGUCGGGAUGAAGAAAACUUUGGUUUUCUAUAGGGGUAGGGCUCCCAAGGGAUUGAAGACUAAUUGGGUUAUGCAUGAGUAUAGAUUGGAGGGGAAGGAUUCCAUGCAUAAUCUCCACAAAUCUGCUAGGAAUGAGUGGGUGAUCUGCAGGAUCUUUAUGAAGACCGCGGGAGGGAAGAAGGUGCAUAUAUCAGGGCUGACGAGUGGUGGUGCUGAUUCCCGGUCAUCAGAUUUGCCUCCACUGAUGGAGUUCUCGUCUGAUGACAAUCAUCGUAUGGCUACUACUGGCACGGACGUAUCUAACGACACAUGUUUCUCUAAUAACCCAAUGGAGAAUAAAUCUCAAGGGAAGGUCUUGGAUGAAUUCACUUCCUCCUCAUCAAGGAACUACGACUUCUCGCCCUUCCCAUUCGCCUUCCCUCAAGUCUCGCCUUUGAACUGUUCUUCUUUUUCGACUCAAAUCAAUACUCGGGCCGAAACCUUGACCGGCCGCCACUCUUCCAUGAUGCAAGAUGAGUCAGUAAUGAGGCAUUUCUUCGACAACAAUGGCGUGGAGACGAAAACAGAGCCCGAACAGGGCAUGCCCGAAGCCGGAUUCAAGGCUUAUCAAGAUCAAGAUAUCCCUGUGAUUUCCACUACCGGGAUAGACCUUGAUUGCUUAUGGGAUUACUGAAACAUCAAUUUUUUAGAACAUUAGAAGUUGCAAAAGUCUACGUUAGGGAAAAAGUGUUGUUUGAAUUUGGUGAUUGUGAAAAAUACCAAUUGUAGUUAUUGUACAUGAUUCUUUCUGUACCUUAAUUCUCUGUGGAAGUGUUGAUUUUUCUUAUUAGUGAUCA